Molecule: messenger RNA, 822 nt
Organism: Knipowitschia caucasica
Lineage: Eukaryota; Metazoa; Chordata; Actinopteri; Gobiiformes; Gobiidae
Source: the annotation of a GenBank genome assembly
AUGGCCAGCAGCAACGUCACCAACAAGACGGACCAGCGCUCGCUCAACUCGCGGGUGUUCAUCGGGAACCUGAACACGCUGCUGGUGACCAAGGCCGACGUGGAGGCCAUCUUCUCCAAGUACGGCAAGAUCGUGGGCUGCUCCGUUCACAAGGGCUACGCCUUCGUGCAGUUCGUCAACGAGAGGACGGCCAGGACUGCGGUGGCGGGGGAGGACGGCCGCAUGAUCGUCGGACAAGUGCUAGAUAUAAAUUUGGCCGGAGAACCCAAACCACAGCGAUCAAAACCCUCCAAGCGCUCAGCGGGCGACAUGUACAGCAGCAGUUCAUCCUUCGACCUCGACUACGACUUCCAAAGAGACUAUUAUGACAGGAUGUACUCGUACCCGUCCCGUGUCCCGGCCGCCCCCGCUGCUCUGUCCCGGGCCGUGGUCCCGUCCAAACGUCCUCGCGUCAGCAUGAGCGGAGGCAGUGGACGCAGGACCAAGACCAGCUUCUCCUCCAAGAGCAGCCAGAGGCCCUCGUCCAGAACCAUGAAAGUGGACGAGCUGCAGACCAUCAAGCGAGAGCUGACUCAGAUCAAGAGCAAAGUGGACGACCUCCUGGACUCUCUGGAGAGGAUGGAGAAGGACCACAGCAAGAAGUCAGACGGGAAGAGUCUGAAGACGGAGCCGGGGGAGGUGACAUCACCUCCUCACUCCAGUAAAAACAUGGAUCUGAAGAGAGAGAUGAACGACUCUGAGGAGGAGGAAGAGGAGGAGGAGGGAGACCUGCUGGAGGAGGUGAGGAGGGGGAGGAGGGAGACCUGCUGGAGGAGGAGGUGA